This is a messenger RNA of Rhipicephalus microplus (southern cattle tick), 927 nucleotides long. RefSeq lists its product as uncharacterized. Lineage: Eukaryota; Metazoa; Arthropoda; Arachnida; Ixodida; Ixodidae. The record is from RefSeq and is a predicted model, not a curated record.
AACGAGGAUCCCCCGCUGAUAUGUUCCCUGGAUGGUCACGAAAAAGUGCUGAAGUACCCGGAGCUCCUCUGUUCGCACAUCGUAUUCUUGUCUGCUGUUGUGGUCAGCGCCAGCGAGGUGAAGCCGGCAGAUGGACUGGAUGCUGGCUUGCGGCGAUUCAAGGAUCUGAGGAGGAUUUACGGCCGCGUAAAGAAGCUGUUGUCCUUCAACGUGGCCGAGGUAAGCGCUUUCAGCAUGAACGACAUCCACACGGCCUACCUCUCGAUUGCCAGUGAUUGGCUCGAUGGCAUCGACAUCCGUUACAUGAGCGGCAACGAGCCGUCACUCCAUCUCUUUAAGGAUCUGCGGAAGCUCGCUGAUGGCAAGGGCUAUAUCAUUCACGGCAUCUUCGACAGCGUCAAGAUGGACGUGAUGAAGGACUUCCACAUCGCCACACUACGGGUGUACAAAGAGCUGACGCCACCAGGUCCCUUCAAGGCCGUGUCGCCACAGCGGACUGAAGAUGUGGAGAACGGCGUCAGUGCGUACGAAUCGGCGGUAACUGGUGCCAACCUAAAUGCGUAUGGAAACCACUGCAUUGCCUUCACCUUGGCUGCCGUGCAGUACAACGGGGCUAAGGCACUCGGCGAUAACGCCGUGGAUUUCGCUAAGGUGCCGUAUUGCUCGGAUGAGUAUGAGAGAAAAGGCUCUGCCAUGAACCCAAAUGGCCAUUCCCAUUUUGUACGGAAUGAUAAAGUGGACUCACUGUUUGUAUUUGAGGAUCCUAAAGAUUUUAAAAACAAGGUCUUGAAGAUUGGCCGUUUGCCGAACGCGUGCCUAGUCAUCGACGACGUCUACUACGAUAGGCACAGAUGCUCGUGCGACGAUACCAAUUUUAAGCUGCUGAAGACAGCUCGCAAAGUACUGUGGCAGAGCCUGAGGGGAUAA